CCCUGGACCUCAUCCCUGCCAGAACCUCUUGUUAGUUCAAAGUCCAUCCACUCCCCUUUUACACUCCCGCCUGUCGGGCUGUGCAUCAAGCCUCACUCGGCCCCGUCUAUCCAAACCCAUCCCUCUUGCAUCUGCCUGUCCUCAUACCAUUUUGCCCAUCGCUCCUCCUGUUCCGGCGCACUGACAUUGUCCAUCAAGUAUCCCACCCACAAGGUCAACCAUGAAUCCCAGCGGAUACUCCAAACAUGUCUUCCAGCGGCUGCCGGGCAUCUGGCUCAUCUGCACCCUGCUCAUCUCCUCGAUCGGUCCCUACUUCACCCCUCAACUCUUUGUUGCAAUCUAUCUCUUCCUGCAAGUCAUCUUUGUCCUGAACGGCCUCCGCACCGCCUGGGCCAUGAUCGCAAUCUACUUUGCCUCGGUCAAGCACUCCAAGACCGACUGGUACCAGAAGUAUCUGGCCGAUGCCCCCCAGUCGCCCGAGCCCGCGCCGACUCCCAGCCCUACUCCGCCACUUCUGGUCUUGGCCGAUGCUCAGAAGCCCGACUCGACCGACUUGGUCGACACCAGCGCCUCUGUCUCGAGUCCCUGUACCGCUCUCCCCGAGAAGGACCUCGACUCCGACGCCUCCAGCUCUGACGGCUCGGCUGUGACUCUGGUCGAUUCCAAACGCAACUCCAGAUUCUAUCAAGUGCGACAUGUCAUCAUUAUUCCGAACUACAAAGAGGACAUUGGUACUCUGACCGAGACCCUCGACGUCUUGGCAAGUCACACCAUCGCUAAGGCUCAGUACAAGAUCUGCCUCGCCAUGGAGGCCAGCGAGUCGGGGAGCGAGCUCAAGGCCAACGAUUUGAUUGCGGCCUUCAGGAACAAGUUCCUGUUUAUCGACUUUACACAGCAUCCCUCGGGCCUUGUCGGCGAAAUCCGUGGCAAAUCGAGCAAUGUUUCGUGGGCCGCCCGCCAGAUGAGCAUCAAGAUCGAAGACCGCAACGACCAUGUCUACACCGUCAUGGACGCCGACACCUGCUUCACUCAAGACUAUUUCAUGGCUAUCAACUACCACUUUGGCAUCGCUCCCCAGGAGAAGCGGAACCGCAUGAUGUUUGCAACCUCGGUUGUCUUUGACAGAAACGCCAAGGACAUCCCCUUCAUCGUCCGAACCGCCGACAACAUGUGGGCCAUCGGCGGCAUCUCCAAUAUGUACCAAGGCUCGAGCACAAAGAUCCCCACCUCGGCCUACUCGGUCUCGAUGAACCUCGCCCGGUCGGUCGACUUCUGGGACGUCGGUCCCGAAGCCAUCGGCGAGGACAUGCACAUGUACGCAAAGUGCUUCUUUGCCACGGGUGGCUCGCUGGAGAUUGUCGGCGUCUACUCCCCGGCGUCGCAGUGCAAUAUCGAAGGCAAACACUGGUUCUCGACCCUCUGGGCCCGGUACGGCCAGAGCCGUCGCCAUCUUUGGGGAUCGCUCGACACCGGCUAUGUCCUCGAGCGCACCUUCAACCACAUGUAUCGCUACCUCACCGGCAAACAGAUUGCCAUCGACAUCGAAAACCAAGUCUCGCCGUCGCAUUUCCCCCUGCUCACCUACCUCGACAUGGUCUAUCGCAUCCUCGAGCUCCACGUCUUCUUGAUCCACAUUGUGCUGGUGAUGCUGAUCACAAGCGUGAGUCUGCCCAACAGCACAGUCGGUUCGCUCUUCUUCUCUCGCCUCAGCAACCCACCCACCCUCGAUAGCUACGUCAUGACCUGCGUCAACAUUGCCGGGAUGAUGCGCAACGUUGCUAUGGCGCCCUUCGUCCUCACCAUCAUCGUCUUUGAGUUCUACCACCACUGGAUCGCCAUCGGCCGCUGGAAGCACGCUGCCCAGUCCACCGGCAACGUCCAAUACCUCGGCAAGCGGUCCCAGUUUGUGUCGACUCGCAGCCUCCUCAAUCUCCUGGACUGGAUCGCGCUUCCCGUCAGCGGUGUUCUCUACGGCGUGCUGCCGGCCCUGCAAGCCAACAUUUCGCAUUUUUGGACCAACAGUCUCGAGUACAAGGUCGCUGGCAAGCCCGUUGCGUCGAUCGCCUUGCCCGUAGGCUCGUUGGAAAAUGAAUCGCUGGCAACAGCACCAGCGUCAACAUCGCCAGAAGCCCCGGUGACGCUGGUCAUGACGGCUGCGCCGGCUGCCUUGGCUUCAUCCGAAGACAAGUCAUAGAGCCCCCUUUCCGAGGGCUUCUCUGAGGGCGCUGCUGCUUUACAGGAUCCCCUAUUGGCAGCCCCUCGGGCUUUUCUGGCGGCCACCACCGGUGUCUCGGACCCUGUCC
Molecule: messenger RNA, 2303 nt
Organism: Polychytrium aggregatum
Lineage: Eukaryota; Fungi; Chytridiomycota; Chytridiomycetes; Polychytriales
Product: glycosyl transferase family group 2-domain-containing protein
Exons: 4
Coding region: 221-2194 (657 amino acids)
Source: RefSeq, a predicted model, not a curated record